This is a messenger RNA of Ectocarpus sp. CCAP 1310/34, 930 nucleotides long. The record is from the annotation of a GenBank genome assembly. Lineage: Eukaryota; Phaeophyceae; Ectocarpales; Ectocarpaceae.
AGCAUCGUCCCUGGUCGCCGCGUUGGCGCCGGACGGUUGCAGCGGCGGCGGUAGCGACAUCGAUGACGGGGGGUACGGCAGCGGCGACAGCAGCAGCGGCGUCCCCGGUCGCCGCGUUGGCGUCGGGUGUCCAGACGGCCGCAACGGGGGCGGCGGCGGCGGCACCGGUGACGGACGUAUGUGACGAAGAGUUGGAGGAAGCGGUUGCGAGGAGAGCGGCGGCAAUGUUAGCGGCGAUGAGGGGCUGGAUGAAACCUGGAGUGGAGCCCCGACGCACCCUUUCGACCCCGGUAAGACAUCUUCGCGUGGCGCGAGGAGACGGGGGGCGGUACCAGGGGUUGCGUACCCCUUCGAUAGGGGCAGGAACGGGAGUGGCAGCUCCGGCGGCGGCAAUGGCGGCAGCCGCAGCAGCGACGAGAGUGGCGACUUCGGCCAGAGCUCCGGCGGCGACACCGGCGGCAGCAGGAGCAGCGAAGGAAGUGGUGACUUCGGCCAUAGCUCCGACGGCGACACCGGCGGCAGGGGCGGCUUCGGCCAGAACCUCGUCGGCGGCAGCGGCGACAACGGCGGCGGUGGUAGAGGCGGUAGAAGCGACGUCACCGGCAGCCGUGUUGGCGCUGGAACUCAUGACGGUCGUGGCGGCGGGGGAACGGCAACGGCGUUAUGGCGGCGGCGGCAGCGGCGGUGGCGCCCUCGAGUCGACCGGGAACGGGGAGGACACGGUGACAGCGACGACCUCACCUUGUUACAGCCAAGUGGGAGAACAUGUGAAACGUUUACGACUUUGUUCGGUUUUGUGAGCAGGCAUGUACGUUUUAGCUUCGCCAUUUGGCCUCGCAUUUAUUUUUCUGUUCUGUUUUUCCCUUGCCAGCGCACCGUGCACUUUGAUGCAGAAAACACACGUAUGCAAAAGCGUGUGCGUACUGCUUU